This is a messenger RNA of Poecile atricapillus (Black-capped chickadee), 1578 nucleotides long. RefSeq names its product serine/threonine-protein kinase pim-1-like. Gene Ontology annotation, cellular component: cytoplasm. Lineage: Eukaryota; Metazoa; Chordata; Aves; Passeriformes; Paridae. The transcript has 7 exons. Gene Ontology annotation, molecular function: protein serine/threonine kinase activity; ATP binding. The record is from RefSeq and is a predicted model, not a curated record. Gene Ontology annotation, biological process: protein autophosphorylation. The coding region runs from base 17 to 1471 and encodes 484 amino acids.
UUCAGGCUGUCAGAGGAUGUCCAUCGUGCCAGGAGCCUCUGCUACCUCUGACAGCCUCCAUCUCUCAGAGAGGCUCAGCCAGACCUGUCAGCCUGCAGAAGGUGCAGAACCCAGGGACAGGUCUCCCAGCUCCCAUGGACCCUUGGCCCUCGACAACAUGGGCGCAUCCCUGACCACUGACAUGGCCAGGGAAAGCCCACAGAUCCAAGUGGGAGCCCAGCCCGAUCCAGGGGAGUCAUACCAGGAGCAGCUGGAGGAGCAGAAAGUGUCCUGGAGCCAGCAGCUGCUGGACCACAGCUCCCAGGUCACGGUGCUGGACGUGCCAGCUGGCAUCAGCCCGUGCCUGGUUGAGGAGGCAAUUCCCGAGGGACCAGGGAGUUUCCUCCAUCUCCAGGAAGCUGCUCCCAUACAGCCACCAACGACCAGCAAGGCUUCCGAACAAGCAGCUGCUCCUGGGACCCCCCUGUGUGAAGCCUCGGGCUGUAGCCCCGGCCGUCCACACGGGCAGAGUCCAGCGCAGGACGCCGGGGACAGCGACGGUGCCGCCCUGCCCCGCUCCACUCGGGCUCCUGCAGCCCCCUGUGCGCCCUGUCCUGGCCCAGCUGUGCCGCUCGCCAGCCCGACGGCGGAAAGGCUGUGGCCGCUGCCCGGCGCGCAGGAGGAAGCAGGGCACAAGAAAGAGCUGUGGGAGCUGUACCAGCUGGGCCCGCAGCUGGGGAGCGGUGGCUUCGGCACCGUUUUUUCGGGAACCCGACUCUCCGACGGGAGCCCGGUGGCCAUCAAGCGCGUGGCCCGGGACACGGUCCUGCAGUGGGACGAGCUGCCCGACGGCACCUGUGUUCCAACGGAGAUCGUGCUCAUGAAGAAGGUGGGCUUCGGCUGCCACAGAAUCAUCCAACUCCUGGACUGGUUCGAGCUGCCCGACAGCUUCGUCCUGGUGCUGGAGCGUCCGGAGCAAUCUCGAGAUCUCUUGCGCGUCCUGGUGGAGCAAGAGUUCCUGAGCGAGGAGGCGGCACGCUGUCUUUUCUGGCAGGUGCUGGAGGCCGUAUGGCACUGCACCGCCUGCGGCGUCCUGCACCGGGACAUCAAGCCGGAGAACCUCCUCGUGAACCCGGAGACUGGCGAGCUGAAGCUCAUUGACUUCGGUUGCGGCACCUUCCUCCAGGAGCGGGCCUACACAGAGUUUGCCGGAACACGCUCGUACUGCCCGCCCGAGUGGAUCGGCCUGCGCUGCUACCACGGCGAUGGGGCGACCAUCUGGUCCCUGGGCGUGCUGCUGUUCGAAAUGGUGUGCGGGUUCCUGCCAUUCGAAAACGAGCGUGACAUCGUGUUGGGGCAGCCCAUCUUCCCGCAGGAGAUCUCUCCAGAGUGCCAACAUCUGAUCCGCUGGUGUUUGUCCAAGCACCCCAUGGAUCGGCCAGUGCUGGAGCAGAUCUUCUACCACCCUUGGGUGUUGGGCAGGCAUUUCUGAUGCCUUGCCACAGCCUCUGCAGCACCCAGUUCCCGUGUCCCACGCAGGACUGAGGGCUGAGAAAUAAAACAACCCGAAAGCCACUGCGGGCUGUCAAGUCUGGUCCU